This is a messenger RNA of Suillus discolor, 1168 nucleotides long. Its product is annotated as sure-like protein. The record is from RefSeq and is a predicted model, not a curated record. Lineage: Eukaryota; Fungi; Basidiomycota; Agaricomycetes; Boletales; Suillaceae. Gene Ontology annotation, cellular component: P-body. The coding region runs from base 1 to 1122 and encodes 373 amino acids. Gene Ontology annotation, molecular function: hydrolase activity. The transcript has 5 exons.
AUGCCAAAGAAUGAUGACGGCCCUCCAGGUCCCCAAUCUCCAUACAUCUAUGGCCUUUAUCGACACCUCACUACAAAUCUCAGUAAGCUUUCAGUGAACCCUGCAUGCAUGAAGAUGCUUGUGUUUAACAUGCAACCAGGAUGGGAUGUGAAGGUAGUCGUGCCAAGCUCCCAGAAAUCGUGGAUUGGCGAGUCUAAACAGUCCUGUCCGAGCUCUCGUGCUGACGCACCGCUUGCAGGGAACGCGUUUCACAUUCAGGAAAUCACGAGAGGAAGAUAUUACUACCCGAAGGAACCCGACGGAAUGGGAGAGGUAUCGUCAGCUUCGCGUCCUUUAAGUGAGGGUGAAGUUGCCGAGUGGGUACUGCUGGAUGGUACCCCCGCGACCUGUACCAACAUUGCGCUUCAUAACCUUUAUCCCGGAACAAUCGACCUUGUGAUCUCGGGACCAAACCUCGGCAGAAAUUCCUCUGCUGCUUUAGCCAUGUCUUCUGGAACCAUCGGUGCCGCAAUGUCGUCAGCGCUAUCUCAGAUCCGUUCCGUCGCGAUUUCAUACGGCACUGUUCUCCAUACCACCCCAAACGAACUUUUUGGACCCGCAAAUAUCCUUUCGGGGCAGAUCAUCCAAUACCUAUGGAACAAUUGGGGUAAAGACGUUGGUGGAAUACGCAACGGAGAAAUCGACAUGUAUAACGUGAAUGUUCCCAUGAUAAUGGAACUGCUUAACCCCGAGGGCAUAGAUGUCCAUUGGACGCACAUGUGGCGUAACUCAUACGGGCGCCUUUUUAAAGCAAUAUCGGAUCCUGGAGCUACGAGCACGACGAGGGACGUCCCCAACAAGGGCCAGGACGUGGCGAGACAGUAUCCUGCACAACAACGUGAACCCGGAGGCGAUGUAGAAGGCGAUGUAUCGAGAGAUGAACCUGCAACGCUAGUGUUUAAAUUCUCCCCUGACUUCCAACCCCUUAUCACACCUUCGCUCGGUUCCCUCCCAGUUGGCUCGGAUGGUUGGGCCAUCGCUAAAGGCCACGCGAGCAUUACCCCACUACGGGCAUGUUUUGCACAUGUAGAUCAUGACCCUGCGGCAAUAGGGCCAGAAUCUCUCAGGAUCUUGAAACUUUAGAGUACCUGCAGCCCUUCGAUAUCACUCAUAUAAUCAAUGCAAGCGA